Messenger RNA from Rubroshorea leprosula, 1594 nucleotides. NCBI's taxonomy places the organism in Eukaryota, Viridiplantae, Streptophyta, Magnoliopsida, Malvales, Dipterocarpaceae. The record is from the annotation of a GenBank genome assembly.
AACUUUUCUGUGUUUGUCGUUUCUCUUCUUAUUUUUUGGUGCCGGAAGCAUAGCGGCAGCGACGGAGAUCAGCGUGAAGAAUGGCGACUCAGCUCUUGAGAAGGACGACCAAGAUCCUCUCCUCUGCAAACCCUAACCCUCCUUCACCGCUAACUGUAGCCAGGGCUUUCUCCGCUGCUUCCACUCCGAUCCGAGCCACUCUCUUCCCCGGCGAUGGCAUCGGUCCUGAGAUUGCCGAGUCCAUUAAAACGAUAUUUAGAGCAGCUGAAGUGCCCAUUGAAUGGGAAGAACACUAUGUUGGAGACCAAGUAGAUCCUAGAACCCAGAGUUUUCUAACUUGGGAAAGUUUAGAAUCAGUUCGGCGGAAUAAGGUAGGCUUGAAAGGUCCCAUGGCUACGCCGAUUGGAAAAGGUCAUCGUUCUCUGAACCUUACUUUAAGGAAAGAACUUAAUCUGUAUGCCAACGUCAGGCCUUGUUACAGCCUCCCUGGCUAUAAAACUCGUUAUGAUGAUGUAAAUCUUAUUACCAUUCGUGAAAACACAGAAGGGGAGUACAGUGGACUUGAACAUCAAGUGGUGAGGGGGGUUGUUGAAAGCCUUAAGAUCAUUACUCGUCAGGCAAGUUUACGAGUGGCUGAAUAUGCUUUUCACUAUGCCAAGACCCAUGGUAGAGAGAGAGUUUCUGCAAUUCACAAAGCCAACAUUAUGCAGAAAACUGAUGGUCUUUUUCUCAAGUGUUGCCGUGAGGUUGCAGAGAAAUAUCCUGAGAUUACAUAUGAGGAAGUUGUCAUUGACAAUUGUUGUAUGAUGCUUGUGAAGAAUCCGACACUUUUUGAUGUAUUGGUGAUGCCUAACCUUUAUGGUGACAUUAUCAGCGACCUUUGUGCUGGAUUGAUUGGGGGAUUGGGUCUAACACCAAGUUGCAACAUUGGUGAGGGUGGAAUUGCCCUUGCCGAAGCUGUUCAUGGUUCAGCACCCGAUAUUGCAGGAAAGAAUUUGGCAAAUCCAACUGCAUUGUUACUAAGUGCUGUCACGAUGUUGCGCCACUUGGAGCUCCAUGACAAGGCUGAUAGGAUCCAAGAUGCUAUCCUCAACACAAUUGCAGAGGGGAAGUACCGAACUGCCGACCUCGGGGGCACUUCUACAACAACCGACUUCACAAAGGCUAUUUGCGAUCAUCUCUAAACUUUGUUCCUAUGUGAAUUUUCCCAUUGUGUUGGAUCCUCUUGCAAUUUGGCUGUGAUUUUGACCUCACGUUAAAUAUUUCUCUGCACUUUAAUCAAGGAGAAAUAAGUUUCAUCACCUUGAUAACAAUGAAGUUUGCCUUCUGGUCGUCCUGCAGAAAUGGAGAAAUACCUCUUAGAAUCGAGGCUUCGAUGCCCCGCUCCAUGACUCAGGAUGAAGAAAACGAGUCUUACCAUAUGAAAUAAAGACGCAUGGAAAUGUGGCAUUUUCUUUGGUCGUUGCUGCCUUUAGACCCUGGAUUUGGAUUCUCACGAUGGCCUUAGAUGUAUUUUCAAAUGUUUUCAAUUCAGUUUUGUUGUUAAUAUUAUUUUGCAUAAUUAAUUUCAUUCAAAUAAAAAAUAUGAAUUCGC